Messenger RNA from Cajanus cajan (pigeon pea), 2550 nucleotides. Its product is annotated as trichohyalin. NCBI's taxonomy places the organism in Eukaryota, Viridiplantae, Streptophyta, Magnoliopsida, Fabales, Fabaceae. The record is from RefSeq and is a predicted model, not a curated record.
UUCCUACUUACAUUACUUCAACAAAACACGCUCCUCUUCACCCACAACUGCUACAAUAAGCAACACAAGAAGCUUCAAACCCAACGGUAAUGGCGGAAGCAGAAGAUUAUGGUUUCGCCCCAGAGGAAAUGACGGUGAACGAGAAUCUUGGCUACCCUAAAGCCUUCGCAAAACUCUGUCGUGACCGAAGUUUCAGUCCCUACAGCCAUGGCCCUCCCUUUACUUUCAUCCCUUAUGCUUUGCAAGAAGACGAGGCUGAGAGAGCUAGGGAUUUGGAUGAGAUGUUUCCGAUAAUUGAUCCCAAAGCUAAGGCCACGAGCAAGCCGAAAAUCUUUGUCAGUGUUCUGUGGAAGCAGCUUCGUCAUCUUGGAAAUGCUGGCUUUGACCCUGCGGUGAUUCGAGUUGAUGGUUAUGGCAACGUGGUCUAUUAUCAUGCAGACUCGGCCUCUCCUCUGGCUUGGGACAUUGAUCACUGGUUUCCUUGUUCAAGGGGAGGUUUGACUGUUCUUAGCAAUCUAAGGAUAUUACAGCGGCAAGCCUGUAAAAGGAAGAAAAACAAGCUGGAAUUCUUGGUGCCAUGGUGGGAUUUCCAAUUGGGCAUCUCUGUGAACCAGUUCCUGUCUGUUUUUGCUUCUUCAAACUCAGACUUCAGGCACAGAGCUUUUUCAUUUUUGUUCUAUGAAGGAGAGAAUCAAGAAUUGAAUGCUUCACAAAUAGUGGAUUCUCAUUCUUUUCCACAACACUUUUUUGGGUUGAAAGAAGAAGUAGGCCUUGCUCCGGCUGCAAUUGUAGAAUCUCGAAGGGAACCAUGUGAUGCAUUAGCUUUGAGACAACUUGAUUACAAUAGGAAGCCAAGGCCCAUGUCUCCUGCAAUAGUAGCUGCAAGAAAAAGAGAUGGCAAUCUCCUGAAAGAAAACGAAGACCCGGAUUUUGUGAAAAACCCUUACCAAGCAAUUGUCAUGGCCAGAGAUUCCCUAAAGCAAAGAGAGGAAACUACAAAAAUGCAUGCAGAAAUUCAGAAGCUGGAUACUGAAGUGAAUGAAAUGAAGCUCAAAAAUGAGGAAGAAAAGGUCACCAUUCAAGACCUUGAAUUGGCUCUCAUAAAACGUAAGACGAAGGCAGAAAAGUGCAGACGCUUAGCUGAGGCUCAAUCUUCUUAUAGGACUAUGCUAGAGAAGAUGAUUAGAGACACUAUGCACCAGAGUGUCAUUUAUAAGGAACAGGUAAGAUUGAACCAGGCUGCAACUAAUGCACUAAUGGCUAGACUUGAAGCACAGAGGGCAAUUUGUGAUGGUGCGGAGAAAGAUCUUCACAAGAAAUACAAACAAAGAGAUGACAUAGAAAAACAGAUUAGACCUGAAUGGGAGCAAGGAAGGAAGAGGUCAAGAAUAGAUGAUGCCACUUUUGAAGAGCGAGAAAUUAAACCUGCUCUUUAUUUGCCUGGGCCCAGACCAAGAACGCCUUUGCAUAAGGAGCUCAGACUGUUUCUAGAGGAGGAACAAAGGACAUCUGAAGCCGGUUUUUCUUCAAAUGAAGAGCAAAAGCAGGAAGAAAAAGAAGAGAAACUAAAAAUGCCAGCUAAUAAUAACAUAGAAGGGAAGCUAGAGGAGCAUACCAGAUCAAGUGUUGCAUUGGAUGAAAGCACAAUUGAGCACAGACUUCAGAAGCUCAAAAUCAGCGAAGGCAAGAGGGAUUGUGGCAUUUCAUUCCCAGGUCUUCAUGAGACAGAAACUGAGGAAGAUGAAGAAACCAGACAGCAACGUGGAAAAGGGAAUGUGGAGAAGUGGCUUCAAAUGCUUUUAGAGAAUGGUCCACAACAAGAAGGAACUGGUCCACAAGAAACAAAUGAAAAUGCUUCUUGUGAAACUGAAGAAAUAAUCCGACAAUUGGAUCAAAAGUUCCCACAAAAGGAGUUGAAGAUCUCAAAAGUUUCAGAUUCUGACCACAAAGGAUGGACGGAGAAAGAAGAUAGAAUAGAAAAUGAAGCUAGAAGUGUUAUGCCGACAGGAUAUAAAAAUUACUCUGAAGAAGCUUGCAUUGGUGAAGGAAACUGCACUCCUAGUUUUGAAGGGAUGGAAAGAAAGGAAGAGAAUAAAAAGGGAAAAAAGCUUGCUAGAUCAGAGAGUGCCAGGACCUUGAAGCGAAUUCCAUCAUCUCCAUCUUUGCUUCUUGGGAUCAGAAAAGGUGUGGACUGCAUUCGGAAGAAGCCAACGGCAAUUGGGAAUGGCAGUAAUGAGGAUUUUGCAGCAUCAAACAGCUUCUUGAGGUCAUCCAUCAAGACAAUCAAGAAAGCUGUGAAAUUAUGAAUAGAGAUACAUUUGAUGCUAAAGCAUUUGUACCUUGGUCCUCAGCAUUUGUACCUUAAGUUUUUUUUUACUAUUUUUCAAUUUGAGUGAUGUUAGCAGAAUAAAGUGAGUGAAAAUUAAAUCCAAAAAAUAAAAGAAAAAGAAAAAACAAGUGUGUGAAAUGUAGACAUUUUGUUUGAUUUGUGUAUAAGUUUCUAAAGUUGUCAAAUAUUUGAUAAGUGAUAACACCUUGUUUUUGCCGCAA